GGGUUUCAGAGCCCAUCGGGUACUUUGGUACAUGGUAGCUUUUAAUUUGCUAGUAUUUCCUCUGUCCGCUGACGUUAGCCUUCGUUGGACGUGGCCGUUACCGCCGCCGAUUUCAUGCCGCUUGCCUCCCUGGGGUUGUUAGACAGAAGCUUUGAUUCCAAUCAAUAAGAUGUAUAGGCAGCCAACUGGCUAUGGCGUCGGACAGCCGCCGCAUGGGCAGGCUCACCCGGGGUCGUACGGUCCAGGCGGCUACCCGCCCCCUAACGGCGCUCCGACCUACGCUGGGGCUCCGCAGCACCAGCAGCAAGCAGGGUACCCCACACACGGCUUCCCGCCAGCCGCGGCUCCCUCCCACCCACCUCCGCACCCCUACCAGCAGCACCCACCUCGCCCCCACCACCCUCAGCACCCACCUCCCACCCAACCAUCCUCCCUGCCGGCCCCGCAGCAGCACCAGCCCUACCCCACCUCCCCUCCAGCGGCAGCAGCCCCAACCGGGUAUGGUACUGCCCCCACCGGCUACGGAGCUGCUGCCCCCACCGGCUACGGAGCUCCUCCCCCGACCCACGCUCCCCAUCACCCCCACCCCCACCACAACGUACCGCACCCCGGCGUGCAGGGGCCCCCUGCUGCUGCGCCCUCGGCGCCUCCCCCGCACUACCCCAACCACCACGCACCGCAACAGCAGCACCCCACCCAUCACCAGCAGCACCAGCAAAGCCACCACCACCACCAGCAGCAAGG
This is a messenger RNA of Astrephomene gubernaculifera, 744 nucleotides long. The record is from the annotation of a GenBank genome assembly. NCBI's taxonomy places the organism in Eukaryota, Viridiplantae, Chlorophyta, Chlorophyceae, Chlamydomonadales, Astrephomenaceae.